AUGAGAGGGGCCUAUCUGGAUAAAGAACUCAGCACUUACGAAUGCAAAAAGGAAACAGAGACAUAUUCAUUUCUUACUUCACUCUCAGAUAUACAGGAUUCAACUAGUAAUGAGGAAGACAAUAGGGUAGGAAGUUUAUUUAGUGAAGAUAGUUUAACGUUUGAAUCAUCUGACGUGAGUAUACGGUUAUUCUCCUUGGGCUUAAAUGCCACAAAUGAAAAUGAAAAUGGAAACGAUAAUGCUAUGAAGAUCAUUGUGCCACCAAAGGCAGAACAAAGAAAGGGAGAAAGGCGAAGUAAGAAAAUUCCAAGAAGCGUGGCGCUAUUACCCGAGAACUCGACAAAGUGUCUUGUUGAAUCAAGUUUUGAUUCGAGCAGAGAUUAUGGACAACAAUUAUUUGACUGGAAGCAUGAAAUGGUAGAACGUGGGGAAGACAAUGUAAAACCGUGCGGAUGUCAUAAAUCGAGGAAAGCAAAAUGUUUCAAGGAACUGGAGAUGGAAAGUAUAGAAAAGGGCGAUAUCAAGAAGAGUCUUUUUUAUAGAGAUAUAAUUGAAUGGUGCAAAGAAUAUAAAGUCAAUAAAACAAGAGAAAUCUGUGUUCCGUCGCUACACGAGUUUUAUCUAGAUGAAAAUGGCAGUGACAACUUGUUUUGA
Messenger RNA from Saccharomyces paradoxus, 654 nucleotides. RefSeq lists its product as uncharacterized. The coding region runs from base 1 to 654 and encodes 217 amino acids. The transcript has a single exon. Lineage: Eukaryota; Fungi; Ascomycota; Saccharomycetes; Saccharomycetales; Saccharomycetaceae. The record is from RefSeq and is a predicted model, not a curated record.